AUGAACGAGCUGUGGACGGUGAUUGUACCAAGGGCGGAAGCUGUUCGGAGAGUUUGUCACAGGGAUAAUGCCACCGCUGAGCAGGCGGAAUCGCGUCUAAAUGCCCAAAUCGACAACAAGAGCCGUGUGGAUGCCUCGAAUGUUGUCUUUUGUUCGUUAUGGGCUUAUGAGGAGACGCGUCGUCAAGUCGAACGGGCUCUCAACCAAUUGCCUCUUCGUCUCAAACAA
Molecule: messenger RNA, 228 nt
Organism: Mesorhabditis spiculigera
Lineage: Eukaryota; Metazoa; Nematoda; Chromadorea; Rhabditida; Rhabditidae
Source: the annotation of a GenBank genome assembly